Messenger RNA from Aegilops tauschii subsp. strangulata, 2042 nucleotides. RefSeq names its product purple acid phosphatase 2. Gene Ontology annotation, molecular function: metal ion binding; acid phosphatase activity. The record is from RefSeq and is a predicted model, not a curated record. Lineage: Eukaryota; Viridiplantae; Streptophyta; Magnoliopsida; Poales; Poaceae.
GAUCGCCGACAAGUCCCAACCUGGCCGCUCCCUACAAUCCCCGUCCUACCUCAACCCGCGUGCGUGUUCGAAGUUCAAACCAUGAAGUAAUCAAUCAAUGCUCGCCGGCGGUCGCCAUCCCCGAUUUUAUUUCUUGGCAGCCCGGAUGAGCAUAUUCCAUUCCCCCUACAUAUCCCCCGCCUUCUUGCCUUGACCCAUCUUUAUUUACUGGUCACGAAAUCGAACAAGCGAUCCCAUUCCCGUCCCCGGAGUGCAACCUCCAAGAAGCCGCGACAGGAAGGAAGCCAAGAACCAGAGCGGCGCGGAGCAGAGGAGGAGGAGGAGAGCCCCGCGGGAAUGGGGCUGGCCAACCGGAUCGGCGCGGUGGCCCUGGCCGUGGCCUGCGCCGUCCUGCUGCUGGCCGUCGCGUGCCGGGCCGGCCAGACCAGCGAGUACCGGCGGCUGCUCGGCCAGGCCAUCGACAUGCCGCUCGACGCCGACGUCUUCCGCGCUCCGCCCGGCCACAAUGCGCCGCAGCAGGUUCAUAUCACACAAGGCAACCAUGACAGCACAGCCAUGAUAAUCUCAUGGGUGACAACAGUUGAACCUGGAUCAAGCACAGUACUUUACGGGACUUCAGAAGAUAAUCUCAACUGUUCUGAAAAGGGAAAGCAUUCGCAGUAUACAUUCUACAAAUAUACCUCGGGAUACAUUCAUCAUUGUACAAUCAAGAAGCUGAAGUUUGACACAAAGUAUUACUACGCCGUUGGAACUGAAGAGACGCUGAGGAAGUUUUGGUUCAGGACCCCUCCGAAAAGUGGACCAGAUGUUCCAUAUACAUUUGGUCUGAUAGGUGAUCUCGGUCAGAGUUUCGACUCAAAUGUCACACUCGCUCAUUACGAGUCCAAUUCAAAAGCCCAGGCGGUGCUUUUCGUCGGGGACCUGACAUAUGCAGAUAAUUACCCAUAUCAUGAUAAUACAAGGUGGGAUACGUGGGCAAGAUUUGUAGAACGGAAUCUUGCAUACCAGCCUUGGAUCUGGACAGCUGGAAACCAUGAGAUAGAUUUCGCUCCUGAACUUGGCGAAACGAAGCCAUUCAAGCCAUACAGCAGCAGGUAUCACACACCAUACAAGUCUUCCGGUAGCACGGCACCUUACUGGUAUUCCAUCAAAAGAGCCUCAGCCUAUAUCAUUGUCUUGGCAUCAUACUCCGCAUACGGAAAAUACACCCCUCAGUACAAGUGGCUUGAAUCCGAGUUCCCCAAGGUGAACAGGAGCGAGACGCCUUGGCUGAUCGUUCUGAUGCACGCCCCCUGGUACAACAGCUACAACUAUCAUUACAUGGAAGGUGAAAGCAUGAGAGUGAUGUACGAGCCGUGGUUCGUGAAGUACAAAGUCGAUCUCGUGUUUGCAGGGCAUGUCCACGCCUACGAACGGACACAUAGGAUAUCAAAUGUUGCAUACAACAUCGUAAAUGGCUUGUGCUCCCCAAUCCAAGACCAGUCCGCGCCGGUCUACAUAACCAUCGGCGAUGGGGGGAAUCAGGAAGGGCUGGCCACCAACAUGUCGGAGCCGCAGCCGAGCUACUCGGCCUUCAGGGAGGCGAGCUUCGGGCACGCCAUCCUGGACAUCAAGAACCGGACGCACGCCUACUACGCCUGGCACCGCAACCAGGACGGCGCCGCCGUGGCGGCAGACGCCCUCUGGUUCACCAACAGGUACUGGAUGCCCACCGACGACUCCUUCGACGAUGUCUGAAACAAACGGUGGGAUGUUCCACGCUUCCUCGUUGAAUAAGCAUCGCCUCCGGCUCGAUAGAGGGUACUACGGGUUAGAGUCGCUGCUCAAUCUGUACCCCAAAAUUGUUUAUAGAGAGGGAAAAUUGCCGUGCGUGCAGGUGCAGCUGCAGGUCAUUACGUGCGAGUGAGCAAAAGACGCACCGAGUGGAUUGCAUUAGCUGAUUCUUGUAUACACGCCAGUAAUGAUUUGAUUUGGAGGCACAUCGUAUGUUGUGCUUUGGGGUGAACACACGUGAAAGAAAAUAGACACACAUUGAUGGUGGA